This is a messenger RNA of Drosophila mojavensis, 1327 nucleotides long. Its product is annotated as zingipain-1. Gene Ontology annotation, molecular function: cysteine-type endopeptidase activity. The record is from RefSeq and is a predicted model, not a curated record. The coding region runs from base 30 to 1205 and encodes 391 amino acids. The transcript is spliced from 2 exons. NCBI's taxonomy places the organism in Eukaryota, Metazoa, Arthropoda, Insecta, Diptera, Drosophilidae. Gene Ontology annotation, cellular component: lysosome.
UCUUAACUAGUCUCUGCAAUAUAUUCGAAAUGUUCAAGCCUUUGCUCUGCUGUCUCGUCGUGCUCUCUGGCGCCUAUGCCAUCAAUCAUGGUACCCAGGCUGCCGAUUUUGCUGCAUAUAUGGCUAGAUUUGGUAAAACCUAUGCCACCGCAGCGGAGCAAAAUGCUGCUCAGUACUACUACAACUAUCACAAGAACCAGAUAGCUCAGCAAAAUGCGCUGGCAGAUCGCGGAGCGAGCAGCUAUCGAGUGAACGAGAAUCAGUUCUCGGAUAUUAGAUUGAUAACGUUUGCAGCGCGCUUGCCGCAGGCUGUUUAUCCCGCGACUUCAGGCAGUACAACGCCCGUCACCCCGAACGAUGUAGCGCCAGCUGAGUUUGACCUGCUGAAGCAGUGGGGCGUAGAGGUGUUUGCCCCGGAUCAAGGCACCGUGUGCAGCAGCAGCUGGGCCUAUGCGGUGGCUCGUUCCAUUCAAAUACUGAAUGCAAUCCAGGUUGGACAGGAUGUGCCCCUGAACAACUCCGCCCAGGCGCUGAUCGAUUGCGCCGGCAUGGGCAAUGGCUGCACCACGCAGGUGCCCCAAAUCGCCUUUGACUAUCUGCGCCAGGCCGGAGUCUUCUUGGUAAACGAGGCGGAAUAUCCCCCAAACAAAACGCAAAACCAGCAGGGCAUGUGCCUGCCCCAGAUGGCGGCGAGUCCAAUCAAACUGGAGACCUACGGCACCAUUCCCGACGGCGACGAUGAUCUGCUCAUGCGCUACGUAGCCAGCGAAGUGCCCGUGAUUGUGGAGUACAAUCCGGCGACCUUUGGAUUCAUGCACUACAGCAGCGGUGUCUACGUGCCUCCGAUGCGGGCUCAGGCCAGCAGCUCCCAGUUCCUGGUGGUCGUUGGCUAUGGACACGAUGCGGCGAGCAAUCUAGACUACUGGCGAUGCCUCAAUUCCUUCGGCAACACUUGGGGCGAAAAUGGCUUCAUCCGAAUCGUACGCAGCGCUGCCCAACCCCUUGCCAAGCGAGCCAUUUUCCCCAACAGCUUGGGUGCGAUUGCGACUACGCCUUCGACACCGACUACGCCUUCGACACCGACUACACCCUCUACAACUGCUCCCUCAUCUACACCCCCGUCCUCAUCCACUCCGUCUACCUCAUCUAGCUCAACAACAACCACAACAACAACAGCUGCCCCAUCUACCACAAUCACACCAUAAUUAUAUUCGGAAUACUUGAAAGUAUUUAAAAAACAAAUUUAUAUACAUUUGUCUGUCUCAUCUAGCAUGAGCUUAUCAAAUUUCCCUCUAUAUAUUUAAAUAUACAAAUAUCGUUAACAGGC